AUGAAGUUCUUCGUUUCCCAAGUUUUCAUACUAUCCUUGGCUGUGGAUGCCUUCAUGCCUGCGGCAUCAAAACGCAGGCCACAAAACCACUUUGCAGUCAAAAUUUCAGCAGAAGAAGAUCUCGAGUUGACCCGUCAAGUUAUUGCUCGACAAUUCGGUGACGAAGGUUCUACAACAGUUACACCCCCAACGGAAUCAAGCGGAAGCGACAACAAAUUAUUCAGCCUCACCUUUGAUCGCAAGAGUUCCUACUCGUCGCCUCCACGACCGGAGAAUGAUCUCAUGAUUCGCGCUGCUUUCGGAGAGUCUGUCGAAAAGACACCACUUUGGUUGUUCCGUCAAGCUGGUCGUCAUUUGCCAGAAUACCAAGCAUACAAGGAAGAGACUGGACGCAACUUUGUGGAGCUAUUGGCCUUUCCCGACAGCGUCGCCGAGUGCACACUGCAGCCUCUUCGCCGUUACGAAGUCGAUGCCGCCAUUUUGUUCAGUGAUAUUCUUGUUAUUGCUGAAGCUCUUGGUAUUGAAGUCACGAUGCCGGGCGGCGUUGGAAUUCAAGUUCCAGAACCCCUUACUUCUCCAGACCAAGUUGCAACUCGAAUUCCUAAUAUUGAUGCCAUCUCCGAAGACUUUGUGAAAGAUAAGCUUGGUCACGUUAUGGAAUCUGUACGUUUGAUUCGCAAAAAGAUGGAGGAAGAAAAGAUUGCAAUUCCCUUGAUUGGAUUUUCGGCAGCUCCUUGGACGCUUCUAUUUUACAUGGUUGGUGGAUCUUCCAAAAAGAACAAUGAAAUUGGAAUGCAAUGGUUGAAUGACCACCCGGAAGAAUCCACUACUCUUUUGCAAAUCCUUACAAAGGUCGUCGUCGAAUACAUGUCUGCGCAGGUCGAGAACGGUGCCCACAUGCUCCAAGUGUUCGAGGCGAUGGGAAUGAUGAUUGAUGAAGAAAAAUUUGAAAAAUUUGCCCUUCCAUGUUUGGAAGAAAUAUCAAAAGAGCUAAAGUCUCGAUUCCCAGAUGUUCCACUCAUGGUGUUUAGCCGUGGAGCAAGUUUUGCCAAUGCUAAGCUCGCUGAACUCGAAUAUGAUGUAAUCACCAUUGAUGGAGAUGUUGCCCGGGAUUCAGCUCGCCGAGUGAUUGGAGACAACGUUUCCUUGCAAGGAAACUAUGAUCCCCGCGAAUUGAUCGAGGCAGAGGAUGGAUCCAAGACUCCAGAAACUGUACGACAGACUGCCAGAGAAAUGCUGGAAGCCCUUGGGCCACAAAAAUUGAUUGCAAAUCUCGGAGAGGGACUUGGUGGAAAGGAAAGUACGACUUUGGUUAAGGCAUUUGUUGAUGCCAUCCACGAAGAGAGUGCUGCAAUGAUCAAGGAAGCAUAA
Molecule: messenger RNA, 1371 nt
Organism: Cylindrotheca closterium
Lineage: Eukaryota; Bacillariophyta; Bacillariophyceae; Bacillariales; Bacillariaceae
Source: the annotation of a GenBank genome assembly